AUGGCUGACGAUAGAGGUGGAGACGAAGACAACAUUAACGACAACAUGGGCAACCAGCUACUGCUUUUUCCAGGCAACGGGGAGGAGGAAGAGGAGGAAGAUGACAUGGAGACUGAAGACCGUGACAACGAGGAGGCAACCAAGCCUAGCAUGAUCACUUUCGAUCCCAGUCUACCCACUUCUCACGCUUACCUGGGCUCAGAUAUGGAGGAGUUUCACGGCCGCACCGUCCACGACGAUGACAGCUGUCAGACAAUCCCCGUGUUGCCCCACACCGCUGUGAUGCUCGUGCCUGGACAGACCCUUCCCCUGCAGCUCUUUAGACCGCAGGAGGUCAGCAUGAUGAGGAGUGUCAUUCAGAGGGAUCGAACCUUUGCUGUUCUCGCCCACAGUGAUGCAGGUGAGCCAGAGGCAGAGUUCGGAACUACAGCAGAAAUCUACGCAUACCGGGAAGAGCAAGAGUACGGCAUCGAGACGGUCAAAGUAAAAGCUGUGGGGAGACAGAGAUUUAAAGUUCACGAGAUAAGAACUCAAGCAGAUGGGAUUCGACAGGCCAAAGUGCAGAUCCUUCCGGAAAGAGUCCUUCCAGAUCCUUUAUCUGCUGUUCAGCUGACACCCCUCUCUAGGCUUAUUGUGCACCCUUCCACAAAUCCCCCAACUCGGGCUGAAUGCUGCUUGAGUAACUACAAACAGAGGAAAUUCCACUGUGCCAGUCUAACGCCGUGGCCACCAUGGGUGUACGCCCUCUACGACUCUGAGUCGCUCAUGAACCGAGUGAAGAAGCAACUCCAUGAGUGGGAUGAGAAUUUGAAGGAUGACUCCCUCCCUACGAAUGCCAUAGACUUCUCCUACCGAGUGGCGGCUUGUCUGCCCAUAGACGACUCGCUCAGGCUCCAGCUGCUGAAGAUUGGCAGUGCUAUUCAGAGGCUUCGCUGUGAGGUGGACAUUAUGGAUCGGUGCACAUCACUGUGCUGUAAGCAGUGCCAAGACACGGAAAUCACUACCAAGAAAGAGAUUUUCAGCUUGUCCCUGUAUGGCCCCAUGGCUGCCUAUGUCAAUCCACACGGUUACGUCCAUGAGACUCUGACUGUCUACAAGGCUCAAAACCUCAACCUGGUCGGCAGGCCAUCCACACUCCAUAGCUGGUUUCCAGGGUACGCUUGGACAAUAGCCCAAUGCCGAAGCUGCGGCUCCCACAUGGGUUGGAAGUUCACGGCGACCAAGAAGGACUUGUCUCCGCCUCGUUUCUGGGGUCUGACGCGCUCAGCCAUGCUCCCCCGUAUCCCCACUAGCGAGGGCGACGACGAGCACGACGGCUCUCGUCUCUUCUGCCUGUGA
This is a messenger RNA of Nerophis lumbriciformis (worm pipefish), 1338 nucleotides long. NCBI's taxonomy places the organism in Eukaryota, Metazoa, Chordata, Actinopteri, Syngnathiformes, Syngnathidae. The record is from RefSeq and is a predicted model, not a curated record.